AGUCAGGGCAAAAGUCAGAAGCAACUUUAGUUGGUUGUGUUUCUCGGGGCUGUGUAGCCGGACUGUGCUGUGGGGGUCUGAAAACCCAUACUGUCCUCCUCCUCCUGUUGCUGCUGCUGUUUUAAAGUGGACACCUUAAUAUCUGAUACAGCUUGAUAACUCCAAAAACGACCAGAUGUCGCCUUCGGUGUCCCCUCGCUUCUUCACCGAGAAAGAAGUGGCGAGGCACUGCAGUAAGGAGUCCUGCUGGGUGCUGAAGGGGACGCGGGUGUACGAUGUGACCGGAUUCCUCCGCAUGCACCCGGGCGGAGAGGCGCUGAUCCUGCGCCGCAGCGGCAAGGACAUCAGCCCGGAGCUGGAGGGACCUCCACACCGCCACUCCGAGAACGCCAGGCGGUGGAUGGAGCAGUACUACAUCGGGGAACUAGACAGGGACAGUACGGAGUACUACACAGAGAAAUUAAGGAAGAGGGGAAGUAGUCAGAAGCAAACAGAAGAAACAGAAGAAGAAGAAGAUACAGGCAUCAGUAAAUGCAGCAAAGUCGAUGAUGAAAAAGAUCUGGUGGACUGGAAUAAGCCCCUGGCCUGGCAGGUGGGUCACUUGGGGGAGAAAUACGAUGCAUGGGUCCAUCAGCCCGUGGACCGGCCCAUCCGACUCUUUGGGAAUGACUUCUUCGAGGCUAACACCAAAACAUCAUGGUACAUGGUUCCUGCUGUGUGGAUGCCGCUGGUUAUUUAUCUGAGCUGGUACUGCUACAGCUUGUUGGCACAAGGAAGCACCAGAGUGUUUUUAACAUCAGAUUACUCCAUCCCGAUCCAUAAGUACUGCUUUCCCCUCAUCUUCCUUGUGGGAAUGUUUUUGUGGUCCUUCAUCGAGUACUGCAUCCACCGCUUCGUCUUCCACAUGCGUCCACCUGCACACAACUAUUACCUGAUCACCCUGCACUUUCUUCUGCACGGACAGCACCACAAGUCUCCGUUCGAUGGCUCUCGCCUAGUGUUUCCUCCAGGCAUUGCCUCUAUAGUGAUUGGAGCGUUUUACCUGAUUCUGAAGCAGCUGUUGCCGGAGGGUCUGGCUGUGUCUCUGUUUGUUGGGGGUCUGUGUGGAUACGUUGUUUAUGAUAUGAUCCACUACUACCUUCACUACGGCUCACCCCGCAAAGGCUCCUACCUGUACGGCCUCAAGGCCUACCACGUCAAGCACCACUUUGAGCACCAAAGAGCAGGUUUUGGCAUCACCACCACAUUCUGGGAUCAUCCCUUCAACACAGUCAUUCCAGAGCAGACAUUUUAACACCUUCCUUUGCAACCGCAUAGCCCCGCCCACAAAGCCCAGCUGCACCACCUCACCGGCUUCUUUUUUUUUUUGCUCUGUGAGUGAAACCUCACCCUCUGCUGCUCCUCCAAAGAAACGUCCCAAAAUAUAUGUAUCAUCUUCUUCAACAUCAUCCCUAUCACCGUUAUUACCUUCAUUAUCGUCAUCUGCCAAUAUAGGAGAGGCUGUUGGAAUGUUAAAAUAUAUCUGUGUAUUUAUAUCUAAUGAAUUAUGUUCUUUUAAUGCAGAUUUUUCUUUGAGGCACUGGAAACUUUAACCCCCCACCCCCCACCCAAAAGAUCAUGUAAAUAGAAGUAGUGUGUAAUAGGCAAGUGUGGGAGAGUAUGUGGAUGUGAGGAGAAGAAGGAAGUGAGAGAGUGCGUGAGCAUGUGAGCGUGUGAGAUUUAGAUAGUAGUCUGAGCUAAAUGAGCUAAAUAAAGAAUGCAGAGGUAGGACCUUCCAGUGUCUGUGCAGUGGCUUCCCAUGCCAUUGUCAGUGUGGAAAUGUGCUCAGGAAUGCCCCAUUAAUUUCCCAACACAAAUCAACCCAACCACGCCAUGCUUUCAAUAGGCUUCUCAGUGUUGCUGCUGUCAGGAUAAGUCCCAAACUCUGUCUGCUAGACUGUUUUCUGUCUGCUAGACUUUGCUGCUCUUCUAUCUGACAACAUUUAUCGCUAUUGUUGCUGAUUAUUCUUAAAAACUUAAAUGAUAACUCCAGAAAUGUUCAAACUGUUCUUAAUCUGCUGUAUUUGUAGCAUAUGUUCAAUUAUCACGCACUAUAAUAAUUUCUCAGCACUUAGAUUAAGAAAAAUGUUGCUGUAGUAGCUGGUAUCCUUUGUUGUAUCCUAUAAUGUAUAUGGAAGCCAGUGGAUCAGCGUGUUAUUUUUUUUCUUAUCUAAGAACAAUAAACGUCUAGACUGUGGUAUCUGACUGUGUCAUACAGAUUCAGCAGAUUGAGAUCAGGUUGAAAAAUACUGGAGGAGUCUCCAGACUGUCGAAAAUUGUCAAAUCAACCCCACACACUACGUUUUUUUGUCUUAAACUCACGGGACUCUUUUCUGUUAGCAGAACCCAGUCUUUUACGUCAGAAAUCAUUUUUACGUAAUGUAAGAUUUUCUUGUGAUAAUGCCAAGUUGACCUAGCAAUAGAACAAUGCCCUAGCCUGGGAGCCGCCGCAGCCAUUUGACUCCUUGGGUAACCUGUUAUUAUAAUAUAUUAGCAAGAUGUUAAGCAGUGUUGCUUAAAUAGAGAUUAAAGGAGCAAAACAAUGGCCCCUGGCCGUCCUGGACUGGGAAACGCAGGUGUUGUCAUGUUGACAGAAUUCGAACCCUUGAGGGGCGUGACGCCGGGUGUUUGGGACUCUCUGUUCCGGAGAGAGGGGGAUUGCCUGGUUACUGUAGUUACUAUGGGUAUGCGGGGUCACGUAGGGCCGCGAUGUUGUAGACGUUACCAGUGGCGACCCUGUCCUGGGUUGAUGAUGGGUUACCUCUGACCAGGCCGUGGAGAGGAGAGUCCACCAGCUGAUCUCUCAUUGGUUCGAAAUUGUGCUGUUCUCCACCUCGUCCAGAGCUGUCUCUCUCUAUUCUCUUUUUUUUUAUCUCUUUCUCUCUCUUUCUUCAUCUCUAUCUCUCUUUCUUUGUCUCUCUCCCUCUGAUGCUUUCUAUCAUAAUUAAUUAGUAAAUGUGGUCUCUGUCUUUUGUUUUUUCUUAUGUUUUAAAUAUUCCCUUUAUUAAGGUUUUGUACUGUAUCAGAAGUCACUACAUGUAAGUCUGAAUUGUGGGACCUUGCCAUUAAUGUAUAAAGGGAACUGUGGCCUACUUUGCUGUGUUUUAACUGCUGUAUAAAUCCAUUUAUUCAGAUGUCUAAACAGACACAAUGAAAAAGUGAUGCAUUGUUUUGACCUUACUAAAAGGGAACACAUCUUGGAACACUGAAUCCUCCUCAACUUUUUAAAAUAAAAGUUUUACAAAGUGUGUAUUCAUGCUAAUGUUUCAUCAUUCCAUUUACUCAUAAAGUCCUGCAGUCCAAAUAAAGACAGCAUUUUUAAGUCAUUUACUGCUUUUUUGUGAUGUGACAGAAAAGAGUGCUUAAUAUUGUUUAGCUCCCACUCAUGUGGGAGCCAAAACAGCUCUGGCCCAUUGAGGUCUGAUUUCCACAAGACCUUCAAAUGUGUUCUGUGUUUUCUGGCACCAGAAAGACCAACAUAAUUUGUAUAUAAUGCAUAUUGUAUUACAAAAAUGAUUACGAAAAUGAUUAAAACCAAAAGCAAAACUUGUUUUUGUACAUUUUGAGUGCAUGAUUAAAGCAGGUAAAUUCAGUGCAUCACUUUUAUUGAGAGUGGUCAGUGGUACAAUGAUAAAAGCGAAAAAUUCAUGAGGUCACAGUUACCCUGUGUGUAGGCUUAAAGGCAAAGCCAUCUAGAUAUAAAAUUUUGAUCUUUGUAUAAAAAUGACCAUGAUGUGCCUUAGAGCACUUCCUACCUCCCUACUCCUUCCUACACUCGAAUCAUGUUAACGGUCAGUGGGAUGCGCUCAGCAGAACGUGUGUGUGUGUGUGUGACGUGCCUCCCACUGACCGGAGGUUGGAUCCGGUUUGAUUAAAGUACAAACAGUAAAUAUAUGUACAUUUGUUUACCUGUAAGCAAAGUUUUAAGUUUUAAUUCUGAGAAAAAUAUUUUAAAGGAGAAAAAGCUUUAAAAAUAUGCCUCUAAUAAAUAUGAAAAUUUGUUUACUACUAUAUAUUUUUAUGUUGCAAUAAAUUUCUAUGCAAGUGCACUUGUAAAUAAAUGUGUGUAUAUUUCUGA
Molecule: messenger RNA, 4117 nt
Organism: Astyanax mexicanus (Mexican tetra)
Lineage: Eukaryota; Metazoa; Chordata; Actinopteri; Characiformes; Acestrorhamphidae
Gene: fa2h
Product: fatty acid 2-hydroxylase
Exons: 7
Coding region: 176-1294 (372 amino acids)
Biological process (GO): fatty acid metabolic process; lipid biosynthetic process
Cellular component (GO): membrane; endoplasmic reticulum
Molecular function (GO): heme binding; iron ion binding; fatty acid 2-hydroxylase activity
Source: RefSeq, a predicted model, not a curated record